AUGGAUAAGGCUGAGUACGGCACAAAACUAGGCAACCUCUUGGUGGACAAGGAAUCUUAUGCGCCAUCGACCGUCAGCGAGUUUAAGAAGCUCGUAAACAGCAUAGACAAUACGAUCGGCAAGCUGAGGAAGGCGGGAGCUCUUACGAGAAGGGAAGCGUUGGCCGCAAAAGCCAGUGAUACCGCGAUGGCGCGCUUCUACGGCCUACCACAGGUCCACAAGCAGGGGGUGCCGCUACGCCCCAUCGUCUCCUUACGUGGUACUCCAACCGUGGGGCUGUCAAACUGGCUGUACCAGCAACUUUGCUUCCUUACCAAGGAUUCGGAGUGGACAGUGAAGUCGGCUGAAGAGUUCUUGACGCACAUUAAACAUCUCGAGGUGGAGGCAGAUGAGGUGAUGGUGUCAUUCGACGUGAUCUCAUUAUUUACCUCCAUCCCACCUGCGCUGGCUAUCGACACUAUUGAUGGCUUUCUCCGGUAA
Messenger RNA from Spirometra erinaceieuropaei, 480 nucleotides. The record is from the annotation of a GenBank genome assembly. NCBI's taxonomy places the organism in Eukaryota, Metazoa, Platyhelminthes, Cestoda, Diphyllobothriidea, Diphyllobothriidae.